UGUCUGGCGAACGUUUCGCCGUCGCUGGGAGCCGCAGCUGUUGCCCGAAAUGAGCUCACCUAACGACGCCGUCGCACUCGUCUCUCCCCAACCAGCACCAACCGAUGGUCCGACUCCCUCAUCUCGACCAUGCUUAGUCUCAUCUUCUUGGAGCGCUCAGAAAUGCGACUGCUCGCAGACUUUUCCUACAGCGUCAUUCUCGAUGGCGACCAUGUCGAGAACUGCCCCGCCAACGAGAACUGCUCUCGCGAAAAGGAAGAGAUUAUAUCGCUGGGCUGUUCCCACCGAAUCUGGUUUCUCUAUCCUCAGCUCUGCGAGAACCUGCUGGUGGAUCAGAGCGUCGAUAGAGAUCUGAUCAAGGAAGUUUCCCGUAUCGAGUUGGACAGGAAGAAGAAGAAGGACGAGGAGGAGAAGAGGAGAAGGGAAGAAGAGAAGAAGAAGAAGGAGGAGGAAGAGAAGAAGAGGAAGGAGGAAGAAGAGAGAAAGAAGAAGGAGGAUGAGGAGAGAAAGAAGAAGGAGGAAGAAGAGAAGAAGAAAAAUGAAGAGGAGAAGAAGAAAAACGAAGAGAAGCAGGAAGAGAAGGUAGAUGCCAAGGACGAGAAGAAGGAUUCGAAGGAAGACAAGAAGGACGAGAAGAAGGAUUCUAAAGAAGAGAAAGCAGAUGCUAAGGAAGGGAAGAAGGAGCCGAAGGAAGAGAAAGCAGAUGUCAAAGACGAAAAGAAGGAUCCGAAGGACGAAAAAGCAGAUGUCAAGAAGGACGAGAAAGCAGAUGCCAAAGACGAAAAGGCAGAUGUCAAGAGCGAAAAGAAGGACGCCAAGGACAACUAAUGCCUGUCGAGCGCACCCGUUUGCGGGGCUGGUGCAAGCAACGAAACUC
Polychytrium aggregatum is the source of this 877-nucleotide messenger RNA. RefSeq lists its product as uncharacterized. Lineage: Eukaryota; Fungi; Chytridiomycota; Chytridiomycetes; Polychytriales. The record is from RefSeq and is a predicted model, not a curated record. The transcript has a single exon. The coding region runs from base 130 to 828 and encodes 232 amino acids.